AUGUAUACUGAUCUCAGCAACAAGCUCGUACUAGAGGCGAAACGGGCGCAUCAAUUGAGCCUAAGUUCGGGCCCAGAGCUGCUUCCUAUGUAUCAGGACGAACUUGUGAGAAGUAUAGUGCGAGAGGUAGGUCAACUGCGAAAGAACGCCGAGUUUCUGAGAACACAACAGGAGCAGAGUGAGGGUGGAGACAAGGUUGCGCACUGUCAGUAUUUUGUGACGCUUCUGUGCAUGGAACGCAAUAAAAGAUGCCUGAUGGCGUAUCAAAAGCUGCGAAGUGACGCGUUGGAUAGCCUUGCGUGGAAUCCAAACGGCACAGCAGACGCCACGCAACGAAACAGCGCAAACCUAUCACACCACGAGCAGGAGUAUUUGAGAGACUACGCCCAACUCCUCACAGAAAUGAAAAGCGGCGAUUACACAGAUAUCGAUCUUUCCGGAUCUUUGACACCUCCCAGCGACGUGUUUAUUGAUGUGCGGGUACUGAAGGACGCAGGGGAGAUACAGACGGAGUACGGGGUGUUCAAUCUGAUCAAGGACUCGCAAUUUUUCGUCCGCCAAGCUGACGUGGAGCGUCUUGUACAACAGGGGUAUCUACAGAAACUGUAA
Lachancea sp. 'fantastica' is the source of this 609-nucleotide messenger RNA. Lineage: Eukaryota; Fungi; Ascomycota; Saccharomycetes; Saccharomycetales; Saccharomycetaceae. The record is from the annotation of a GenBank genome assembly.